Molecule: messenger RNA, 1799 nt
Organism: Cynocephalus volans (Philippine flying lemur)
Lineage: Eukaryota; Metazoa; Chordata; Mammalia; Dermoptera; Cynocephalidae
Gene: COMMD10
Product: COMM domain containing 10
Exons: 7
Coding region: 42-650 (202 amino acids)
Source: RefSeq, a predicted model, not a curated record
GCUCAGCUGACAGGCGGCGGCUGGGCUGGGGAGCUUCGAGGAUGGCGGCGUCUGGGGCGCUGAUACUGCGGGAGAGCCCCAGCAUGAAAAAAGCAGUGUCGCUGAUAAAUGCAAUAGAUAUAGGAAGAUUUCCUCGAUUGCUCACCCGAAUUCUGCAAAAGCUUCACCUGAAGGCUGAGAGCAGUUUCAGUGAAGAAGAGGAAGAAAAACUUCAAGCUGCAUUUUCUCUAGAGAAACAAGAUCUUCACCUAGUUCUUGAAACAAUAUCAUUUAUUUUAGAACAGGCAGUAUAUCACAAUGUGAAGCCAGCAGCUUUGCAACAGCAACUAGAGAACAUUCAUCUUAGUCAAGACAAAGCAGAAUCAUUUGUCAAUGCUUGGUCUUCUAUGGGUCAAGAAACAGUUGAAAAGUUCAGGCAGAGGAUUCUGGCUCCCCACAAGCUAGAGACGGUCGGAUGGCAGUUGAACCUUCAAAUGGCUCAUUCCAGUCAAGCAAAACUAAAAUCUCCUCAAGCUGUGUUACAACUAGGAAUGAGCAAUGAAGAUUCAAAGAGCCUGGAGAAAGUGCUUGUGGAAUUCAGUCACAAGGAGUUGUUUGAUUUUUAUAACAAGCUAGAGACCAUACAAGCACAGCUGGAUUCCCUUACAUGAUGUUUUCGAAGACUGGUUUUUCCAUCACACUCCUGCCACCUCAUUAUUUUGCAUUGAAGAUAGAUUGUCUGGUUGUGUUUUCUGAAGGAUUCCGUGGCUUUUUUUCUGUAAAUUAUAUGGCUUAUCACCUCUAAGACAAAUAACAGACAAGGGAGAUCAUUGUUAAGAGUACUGAGGUUCUGAUAUACUUUCUCUGGUUCUGUAAGCCAACAGCAAUUGUUAAGAACACUUUUGUUUUAGAGGGAAAAAAAUGAAUACCAUAUUGUUUUUACUGUUAUGUUGUUGCUUUAUUGCCUGACCUGUUUAUUUUUUACAUACUUGAUGACACCUUUAUGUAUCAAGAAGGGUCCUUGGAUACAAGUUAUAAUGUGUUCUCUAGCAGAAUAUAAAACUUCAGUAAUUACAUUAACAAAAUUUAAAAAACAGACACAUGCAAUCAAAUACAUUAUGACAUUUUUCCUUGAAUAUGAUGAAUAUAUUUUGCUUGGGAAAUAAUAUGAGAAAGAAAUUUAAAAUAGAGCUAGUAGUAUUAUAUCAGCUAAUUUUCAAUGUGAGCUUCUCUGUUCACUUUAAUUUUUUGAGUUUAAUGAUUUAAUAAUAGUCUCUGUUCUUAUGUGUUUUCCUUUGUACGGCAUAUUAGUAAUGAUUCACUUCAUAGUGUGAGAAACAGCUUCAGAUCAUGAAUAAAAAUAAUCAUAAUGAGUGCCAAAUGGGCAUUCUUAAAAUUUCAAAUCAGACAUCUUUUACAUUCUCUUUCUAUAAAUAUGUUCAUUGAUUUCAGUCAAUAAAAUUUUUUGUCUUGGGAUUAGUUGAAGUGUACAGUAUUUUUUAUUUUAUGUAUUUUAUAGUAUAUUUUAUGCUAUGAAUUUAAGUAAAUGUGAGUAUGGUUGCCCAUAAAAAAAAAAACAGUUUAAUUUUUAAUGAAUGAAAUAUCUAUCAUAUUGUUUCCAGAGAAAGAGAGAUUGAUUCAAACAUGACUUUCUUCACAUGAAGGAAAUCAAUUUCAGAAAUAUCCUAUAGUUAAACAAACAAAGCCAUUAAAGUUGAAGUACAUUUCUCGUAUGUUGUAUCUGGGUUAUACCACUGUUAAAUGUCUCUCAAAUAAAUGUUCAGUAUAUGGAAUUUAUGUCCUCAUUUGUUCAUAUGUGU